Molecule: messenger RNA, 552 nt
Organism: Racocetra persica
Lineage: Eukaryota; Fungi; Glomeromycota; Glomeromycetes; Diversisporales; Gigasporaceae
Source: the annotation of a GenBank genome assembly
AUGUAUUCGGAAGAGGAUAUAAAUCAUGAGGAAUCUCCAAGUCUUGACACCCUGAAACAAAAGUUUGAUCGACUAUGCGAAACUUCAAAAUUUCAAAAUUUUGCUGCCGUGUCUGUUGUGACAUUUAUUGGAUUUUCACAGAAUGACACGACUUCAAAAAUAAGUUCAAUCGCUAAUACCAUUAUUGAAAAGAAUGUGUUUGGACAACCGGUUUGUUGCAUUAAAAACUGUAAUUGUCGAUUUAGCAAAGCAACUUUAUUGGCAACAAAUGGUAAAAAUCAUUGUUUAUGGAUGUAUUGCGAUCUGUCAAAAAAUACGAUAUAUCUUUUAAUGGAUUCAGUAAAUAACUCUGAAAUGCUUUUGCAAUUAUCGCAAGAGGUUCAACCUAAUAUUGAAAAUGAGCAAGAAUUUCAAAGUUAUAUCUGGAAAGACGAGCAUGUUUGCUUACGAAUGUUAGUGUUCGCAUUUAUGUUGUCUCAUGUGGUGGUGUUGGCUCAGCCAAUAUCCAAAUUGGAUUCCAACAUGGUUUCCUUGCUUCGGACCAUGUCUUCA